AUGGCGAAACAAGAACCUACAGAGUUGACCAGGGAUAAUCUAAAAACAGAGAUGAUAAAGAUCGAGCAACCUGCUGUUAGCUCAUCAUCUUGUGCAUGUAAAUUGGAGAAUGGCUGCACUGAAUUUAGUAAUGCUCCCUUUAAGACUGAACCUACCGAAAAUGAAGAUAUAAAGGAAUUGGGUAAUAUGAAUUACUGUACGUCAGUCAUAAAAACUGAACCUAUGGACUGUAAAGAAUUUCAGAAGAAGCAUAUGUCAACUCACACCGGAGAGAAAUCUGACACUGGCAGUUUGCGUGAAUUUAGGGCUAGCCAAUCAAGCCAAUUAAAGAAAGAUAUGUUGACUCAUACUUUAGAGAACCCUUAUCCCUGCAGUUUGUGUGACUAUAAAGCCAGCCAAUCAAGCGAUUUGAAGAUACAUAUGUUGACUCACACUAGAUAUAGAGAGAAACCUUAUCCCUGCAGUUUGUGUGACUAUAAAGCCAGCCAAUCAAGCGAUUUGAAGAUACAUAUGUUGACACACACUGGAGAGAAACCUUAUCCAUGUAGUUUGUGUGACUAUAGGGCUUCUCAGUCAAGCUUAUUGAAUAGACAUAUGUUGACGCACACUGGAGAGAAACCUUACCCCUGCAGUUUGUGUGACUAUAGGGCCAACAGAUCAGGUCUUUUGAAGUCACAUAUGUUUACUCACACUGGUGAGAAACCGCACAAGUGUGAUAUUUGUAACUACUCUGCUGCAAGAAAAAGUUAUCUGGUGAUUCACAAACGAACUCACACUGGCGAGGAACCUUACCCAUGUAACUUGUGUGACUAUAGAGCUAGCCAAUCAAGCCAAUUUAAGAAACAUAUGUUGACUCAUACUGGAGAAAAACCUUAUAAAUGUGAUUUUUGUUCUUACUCUGCUGCAAGUAAAAGUAAACUGGUGAUUCACAAACGAACUCACACUGGAGAGAAACCUUACCCCUGUAGUUUGUGUGACUAUUGGGCUAGACAACAAAGCCAAUUAAAGAAACAUAUGAUGACUCAUACUGGAGAGAAACCUUAUAAAUGUGAUAUUUGUUCCUACUCUGCAAGACAAAAUUCCCACCUCACUGAACACAAACGAACUCACACUGGUGAGAAACCUUAUCCCUGCAGUUUGUGUGACUAUAGGGCCAAAAAAUCAAGCGAUUUGAACAGACAUAUGCUGAUUCAUACUAGAUAUAAACCCUUUAGAAUUUGAAUGAGAACGGUCAAUUAAAUUUUGUUCCCACGUCUUGUCUUACCCUGCAGUUCCACGGCUCAGUUUUGCAACCAGA
Messenger RNA from Bolinopsis microptera, 1297 nucleotides. RefSeq names its product zinc finger protein 271-like. The record is from RefSeq and is a predicted model, not a curated record. Gene Ontology annotation, molecular function: DNA-binding transcription factor activity, RNA polymerase II-specific; RNA polymerase II cis-regulatory region sequence-specific DNA binding. The transcript has a single exon. Gene Ontology annotation, biological process: regulation of DNA-templated transcription. The coding region runs from base 1 to 1221 and encodes 406 amino acids. NCBI's taxonomy places the organism in Eukaryota, Metazoa, Ctenophora, Tentaculata, Lobata, Bolinopsidae.